This is a messenger RNA of Siniperca chuatsi (mandarin fish), 2354 nucleotides long. It is a transcript of the gene chst7, whose product is annotated as carbohydrate (N-acetylglucosamine 6-O) sulfotransferase 7. NCBI's taxonomy places the organism in Eukaryota, Metazoa, Chordata, Actinopteri, Centrarchiformes, Sinipercidae. Gene Ontology annotation, cellular component: Golgi membrane. Gene Ontology annotation, molecular function: chondroitin 6-sulfotransferase activity; N-acetylglucosamine 6-O-sulfotransferase activity. The record is from RefSeq and is a predicted model, not a curated record. Gene Ontology annotation, biological process: carbohydrate metabolic process; N-acetylglucosamine metabolic process. The transcript has 2 exons. The coding region runs from base 14 to 1288 and encodes 424 amino acids.
CCGGCGAAAGGAAAUGAAAAGGAGGCUACAUAAGAAAUACUUGAUUUUGAUCCUGGCAUAUUCAGGUUUACUUCUGCUAAUCCCGUAUGUGUUAGAUUACCGGGAUAAAUCCGUUCAACACGCGAGACAUGGACCGCCGCAGCAACAACCUAGAUGCCCAGAUUUGGAGAACACAGUGGCGCUGCUGUGGGACAACGUUAACGGUUACAAACUUAACGGCAGCGACGCGACGGAGCACGCCGUCAACCGGAGCCAGUCUCGGAUACACAUCUACUUGCAUGCCACCUGGAGGACUGGCUCCUCGUUUUUGGGGGAGUUGUUCAACCAGCACCCCGAUGUUUUUUACCUGUACGAGCCAAUGUGGCACAUAUGGCAGGCUCUGUACCCGGGGGAUGCGGGCAGCCUCCAGGGCGCAGUGCGGGACAUGAUGAACGCCCUGUACCGCUGUGACUUCUCCGUCCUCAAACUUUACGCCGGCUCGCAAAACAUCACCACUUCGUUCAUAUUCGGCUGGAAAAUGAACAAGGUGAUUUGCUCGGAGCCGCUGUGUGAUGCGCACAAGCGGCACGAAAUCGGGCUGGUGAAAGAGGACCAGUGCGCGAAGUGCCAAAAGCGGGACAUCAGGGAGCUGGAGAGGGAGUGUAAAAAGUACCCGGUGAUGGUGAUCAAAGGAGUCCGUGUUUUGGACCUGAGCACGCUGGUUCCUUUGAUGAAAGACCCGGCGAUAAACCUCCAGAUCAUUCAGCUCUUCAGAGACCCGAGGGCCGUGCACAACUCCCGCUUGAAGUCCAAACAGGCCCUGGUGAAGGAGAGCAUCCAGGUGCUGAGGAGUAAGAAGCAGACCGACAAGUACAAGCGGCUGCUGGUGCCGAGCAACAGGGUGAACCGGGCUGAGAGUUAUGUCUCCAGCGCCAUGGAGCUCAUCUGUGACAACUGGCUCAGUGACAUGAUGCUGGUGAUGAACGCGCCUCCCUGGGUGAGGAGGAACUACGUCCGCACCCGCUACGAGGACCUGGUCCUGAACCCCAUGGAGGAGCUCCAGAGGCUCUACCGCUUCGCCAACCUCUCCACCUUCCCCGCCCUGGAGAGGUUUGCGCUGAACAUGACGCACGGUCAGGGGUAUUCAUCGGAUAAGCCGUUCCUGAUCUCAUCUAGAGAUGCAAAAGAGGCUAUAUACGCGUGGAGGGAGCGACUCAAUGUCGAGCAGAUACAUCAGGUGGAGGCUUACUGCAGCGAAGUCAUGAGGCAGCUGGGGUAUGAGAAAAACAGCAUGGACAAAGCAACAUGAGGAUGCGCCAUUUGGAAUCGAUUAAGGGGCCUGGUAUUCGAGGCUGAGGGUUAAAAGGUGGAAUAACAAAACAAGCAAAGCUGGAAUGUGGCCCACCGGGAGCUCGCAAGCACGGCUCUCGGGUUGUUUUCCUUCAGCCGAGCCGGGUCGAUGAACUGGAGAAAAUCCAAGUGGAAAGAGCAGCCAAUCACAGACAGAUGAAUUUGAAACGGGGGAGAAGGCAGCUUAUUUUUACAGUGUUACCUGUUUAACACCAGCAGCGGUCUAUGUGGAUAAAGAGAAUGUGGGAGAGGAAAUAAACAAGAAGAGAGCGAUGAGGCCGGUUUGUGCUGCCCUUACACAGGCCUGCCUCUAUCCUUCCGUCCUUUUAGUAGCACUAAUCCCUCCGCAAAUCCCCUGCAGGUAAGGGCCAUAAAAAGCCAGAGAUGGGUCCUUCUUGGGAAAUGAGUGCCAGGAUCAAGGGUGGCAGCACCGGGUUCGCUCUCACCUGCAUGACUUAUCCGUCCAGCCUAUGACUAAGCGCGGUAGUACUCUCGAGCAUUACUGAUACUUAACUGCAGUUGGCUCACUAACAAUGCCAAUGUAGAUGCUUUGAAAGAAGGAACUACAGUAUUUUCUUGAAAAGAGGCCCGACUGAGGAACUAUUGUUCCACCCCCGGGCCCCUCGGGAAUCCAGACAGCUGCAACGCCCCACUGACAAAACACUCACAUGGGUGUGAAAUUUUCUAAUAUCCCACGGACGUGUCUUGGUAAGCUGCCUCUGUCCUCUGUCAAUGAUCGUUUUAGCAAGUUUUCACAAACCCAACAGACAGUACUGAUUCAUAUUGUGUACCAUUCUUACUGUUUUUAGUUUUUGUCUAAAAUAUUGUAAAAUGCUGUGACACCCCUCUGGUUAAGGUUGUGUUGAGGAGGGGUAAGAAGUUUACCAGCGUACACGUGUUCAACUUUAGAAGUUGGUUUUGUAAUAAUUGUUCUGGGUGAAAUACCUGACGAAGUUCUCUUGUUAAAGAAAGAAAUAACUUUAAGCCUAUUUAAACUGACUUCAAUAAAGAGUUAGUAAAAACUA